Helobdella robusta is the source of this 4512-nucleotide messenger RNA. RefSeq lists its product as hypothetical. The transcript has 25 exons. Gene Ontology annotation, cellular component: TRAPPII protein complex. Gene Ontology annotation, molecular function: protein binding. Gene Ontology annotation, biological process: intra-Golgi vesicle-mediated transport; early endosome to Golgi transport. NCBI's taxonomy places the organism in Eukaryota, Metazoa, Annelida, Clitellata, Rhynchobdellida, Glossiphoniidae. The record is from RefSeq and is a predicted model, not a curated record. The coding region runs from base 1 to 4227 and encodes 1408 amino acids.
AUGGAAGGGUAUGAUGAAGACGAGUUAUUUAGUCUAGUUAGGGAUUGUAGCCAAACACUACACUUAUGCCAAGGGUUGAGUAAACCUGUUAAAGAAAAUGUGACUGGUCUUUUUCUCAAGUUGAAGCCCUACAUUGAAAAGUAUCUAGUCAAAGACUUAUUUGAUUGGAAAAGAUCUUUUGGCAGGCCUACAAGAAGUAUUAAAAUAGAAUUAAACUUUGAAGAGUUUGAUCCAAAUACCAUAAAUUUUGAAGAUUCUUGGGAUGUUGAUACUUACAAGCUGAAUGUUAAGGAUGAAAUAAACAACUGGCUGUCAAUUUUAAAAGAAAAAGAUGUUAAUAAUUGGUUGAUUGUUGUCAUUGUCAAUGCAGAUAGCAGGGUUAAAAGUAAACUAUUGAGAAACUCCACCUAUGAUAAAGUUAAAAGUGAUUUUUGCAGCAAACAUGUUGACAGAUGUAUCAUGUUAUGUGAGCCACUGAAGAAUGAUGCUCGAUCGAUGGAAAAUUGGAAUGCAGUAGGAAGUAGGAUGAGGAUGCUGACCGUGGAUUCCUACACGAGAUUGAUGGACAAGUUUGAAGAGAACAUGAGGAUGCAAAGAGAGAGGAGGGUGGAGGUUGAAUGGAACUUCUGCAGUUACUUCCUUUUGCAGGAAGAAUUAGCAUUCAUGUAUGAGAUGUUGGGCUUGUUUCAAGAUGCACUUAUCCAGUAUGAUGAGUUGGAUGCUCUCUUCACGCAAUUUGUUCUCAAUUCGUCCAUAGCAGAAGCAGCUCCCUGGUUGGAAAGAAUGAGUUGUAACCAAGCGACUCGGUGGGACGGGGUCUGCCUCUGCCGACCACUCGACCUACUCAAACAAAACUCCAUAGCUACAAACAAAUGCAGUCUUCUUGAUUUGAGAAGUUACCUUUUCGGUAGGCAGAGUUACCUGCUGUUGAGGAUGUCCAGAGUGAGUGAGUUGUUGCAGAGGGCAGUUCCUUUCAUGCUCAAUUUCAUCAAGGAAGUCAAACUUUUACAGCUUACUCUGCCUCCAGGAGCCAUCAAUUGCUGGAUCUUUCUCUCUUGCAUGGAAAUCCUCAAGGUCUGCUGUCCUGACAACAAAUUUCAAAGGUCAGAUCUUGACAGGUCACAUUUUGAUUGUGAGCUCUGGAAUCUUGCUAAAAGUAAGUUGAGUAACCUGGGAAGAAUUUGCGGACUGAUGGUAGGAGGUGACUCACAGCCAUCAUCGGAUCAUCUCAUGGUGGUCAUUGAUCUGCUGCCUGGAUUGGUGCAUACAGCAGGCGAAUCGUCACAUCUCAACAGACUUCUCGAAGCCCUGUCGUCCAAAAAGGCUUUUACACAAUAUUACCUGGAGCUGUUAGAACAAUGCAUCUGUUCACUGAAGCACGUAGGUAGACUGAGGAGUGCCAAAUAUGUUGGGAAGGAGUUGGCCGAGUUCUACCUAUUGAUUGAAGAUUAUGGGAAAGCCGAACCACAUUUGACGGAUGCUUUGAAGACUUACAAAUUAGAAGGCUGGGAAAUGUUGGCAAACCACACAAGGUUUAAAAUAGCUCUCUGCCAGAAAAAGCUCAACGAACUGCACAAGUACUGUCGAACAUGUUUGUACAUAUCUUCAAGUGUCUCCAUGAGUAUGGAAACUCGCAUCAAAUUCCUACAAGAACUUAUUGACAUUUCAAAGUCACGUGACAACGACGACGCCUCUCUUCCAUCAUCUACAUUAUUAAUCCCGCCCCCUUCCAUGUCAAUCAAACUGAUGUUGGAGGAUGUAAAGGUUGAUGACAGUGUGGACUAUCGUGUCAAUGUGUUGUCAAAUUUGCCCGUUGAUGUCAGCAUGAGAAGCAUUCUCAUCUAUUUCACUUGCACUGACAAGCAGCGAAGAAGCGGCAAUAGCGAGAAGUUGAAUGUGAGGGUACAGGCAACGAGUGGUCGGUCAAAUUCGUCUGAGGCUGUUUCGUUAUCAAGGAUGAGCAGUUUGGACCCGUCAUCUGCCUCCUCCCCCAACACAACCCCCCAUCAAAGUUUCCCACAGCACCACCCUCUCCAAUCCGAUCGCCUUCGAAACAUGUCAGGUCAGUCUGGAAAGUACCAUGCCCGCCAGUCCAGCAUGUCCAGUGCUCUCGGUGGAUUCGAACUCAUCAACCGCAUUGCUGAAACUGUCUCCAUCAACUUUCAACCCGUCAACAUGAAAGAAACUGUCCACUACUUCGAAGAUGACCACGAAGACGAUGAUGAGGAUGAUGAGACCACAGUUGCUUCGAAGGACAGGCUGGACAGAAUGAAGGACACUGAAAGUAUCACCAGCACCAGUCGCAAUAAGAACUCGCCUGACAUCAGCAGAGCUCCUAUGUUCUCUGCCCUCGUUUGCAAAUCUCCCCUGCAAAGACUUGGCAGUCACCCUAUGAAGCCAGCGAAAGAUGUUCUCCCACCACCACCAUCAUCAUCUUCGUCAUCAUCUUGCUCGUCGUCAUCAUCUACACAGCAUCAUGACUGUGUCAUCUUUAAACUGGGAGCUAAUGAUGAUGAUGGUAGUGAUGGUGGUGGUGGUCAUAAUGAUGGUGAUGGUUUAGGUGUGGUUUUGAAGAGUGGGCUGAGCGAGUUGGUUGUCCCUGGUCAUUUUCAAAUUUUCACUGAAGACGAAAUGAUGGCGGGAUUCAAGCAGAAAAUAAAACUGACCAUCCAAUCGGAGGCUGAAGCACCCAGCAGUGGUCUGAAGAACGCUGGAAUGCUUCAGUUUGUAAGACUCUUGCUUCCAUCCCAACUGCUUCUCGUGAAUGGCGACGAAGAUGAUGGCGAUGGUGAACUAGCUUGGAUCAAGGAUGCAGAUGAUAGAGCUGCUGAUGGUCACCAUUCAACGACACCGACUAAAACUUCAAUUGAAUCAUUUUCGUCUUACAAGCUGAGUGGUCAGGGUCGUUCCGCGCUGGUCAGAUCUGGUUCAUGUGUGAUGUCCAUUCUAUGUCCUGUCGAUCAUUGGAUGGAUAGCCAAACACUCACUCACAAGAUGGUUAUAAGAUGUGCUGACUACAAUGAUGAUGUUCAUGAGCUGACAUUUAGGAACCCAUUCAAGAUAACUCAUCAGAUAUUGACAGCUGUCCAAAAGAAAUAUCUGAAAGUCGUCGUUCAGUCUCAACACAGAGAUGCAAUUGAACUCUGGAAUUGGAAGGUGAUUGAUUCCAAGGACAAUGAGUCAAACAAUCUACCAACCAACCAAUCAAACAAUCCGCCAGCCAACCAAUCAAACAAUCUCUCUACUAGCCAAUCAGUCAAUCAAACAGCUUUCCAACCACUGAAUGGAUGUUCUACCUCAAACAAACUGAUUGUUCUGCCAGGAAAGUUUGUAAAUCUCGUGUGGUUAUUGAGUGAUGAAGUUGUUAGAUCUACGUGCCAUAAAAUAUCAACAUUCAUCUUCUCAGCUGACUACAAACAGUCGUCGUCAUCUCCAUCGGUGAUAUCAUCAUUGAGAUCUGAUAAGGAAAGUCAUCAUGCAUCAUUAUCGCUCACCUACUCAUUCCAACUCGCCGAUAUCACGACACAUUACAUAACGAGCAUGAACCUGGAGAAAGAUGAUGCGAUAGUUAAUCAGUGGCUGAGUCUGCAGCUUAUCAUCAAACAGCUGACGUAUGAUCACCAUGAUAAUGAUAUCGGUGAUAACCAUAACAUUUAUCCCCAUCAUCAUCGUGGUGAUCAUCAUCUUCAUUAUGCGGUCACGUGUUCAGAUGAUGAUAACGAUGGUAUUAACAAUACCCCCUCCUGGGCACUAUCUGGUGAAAUUAAAGGUUUGGUUGAUUUCCAGGCUGGGAAGUUUGAGGUGAGCAUGCUGUGCAAGCCACUAAAGGACGAAAUAUUAAAGAUUCCAAAAGUUUUGUUAUUUCACUGCCACUCCGAGCACAAACGUCAGAAUAAACUACAACUUCAUGAAAAGAUCAGCCUGUCCGAAGAUAAUGAAGCCGAAACAGAUAAUGAUGACGAUGAGGUUGACGACAGCAAUUCAUUCGAUGCCGAUAUAAACGACGAUGACGACGAGAAUACUAGCGGCGAUUUCAACAGCAAUCCACUGAACGACAGGACGCGCAUUAGGAAAUCUCAGACGACUCUCGUAGACCCCGUCAAAGUUUACAAUGCUUCAAAAUGCGAGACCAUUCAGGUCAAAUCAUUCAACAAACCUCAGAUAUUCAUCAUUGAUAGAUUCCGAUCGGAGAUGACUGCGAGCGAAUCUUGUAACACUUAUUUGUAAAUAAGCAUGAAAGUGUUUGACCGACUGAUCGUAAUUAAUGUCCGCCAUCAUAUAAAGAGACGUGAAUUUUUUAUUUAUAAUGUUUAUCCGCUAUGAUCUGGCGAUGAAGAAAUUUUUUAAAACUUGAUUUCAAGCGCAUUGGUUGUUAACAGUUUUUGUUUAUUAUGUUGUUCCAGUUCGUGUCUCUUGUUUCAUGUGCGGUAUAUGUUUUAUGAAAAUUUUUCUAACGGUCUUCUUUGUGUUUUUGUUUUGCAUACAUUUAAAUAGACAAAUUAAAACUUGAAA